UCUGCGUAAACCGAUAAAAUGAUCAACCAUCCGGCCCCCAUUUGGUAACCACCACACUCUCCACAGUCUCCCUCCACUCCCCUCCGGCGACCUCACAACCCUAACACUAGCUAACCUCCGAUGCCGCCCUUCUCUUCCGCCGCCCUCCUCCGCCUCCGCCCCUUCCCCUCCCUCCACCCGCCGCCAGCCGCCGGGCAGUUCCUCCGCCGACUUCCCCCCUUCCGCGCCCUCUCCGUCUCCCUCUCCGCCCGCGAGGCUCCCCGCAAGCCCGCCCCCGACAAGAACUUCCUGAAGGCCAAGGACGCCGUCAAGGACCUCCCCCCCGGCGCCGCCUCCUCCCUCUCGCCCGGCCUCGACUCAGGCGACCACCGGAAGCUCCUUCCCAAUCAGGCCGUCGGCCUCGUCGCUGCCGCCCAGGCCAAUUUCAUGCGGGUCAUCGUGGAGUCCGCCGGCGGGCCGCCGGAAAACCCUAGCUUCGUCGUCUCUGAUUCGAGGAUCGGGAAGGAGUUGCUCUGCGUCGUUAGGGCUUUGCUGAAGAAGAUCAAGAGGAUGGUUUUAGUCGGGGAUAAGGUUCUUGUUGGUUCCGUUGAUUGGACUGAUAGAAGGGGGAUGAUCGAGGACGUGUUUAAGAGGAAUACCGAGAUCUUGGACCCUCCUGUCGCUAAUGUGGAUCAUCUGUUGGUGCUGUUCUCGAUGGACCAGCCGAAGCUGGAGCCGUUCACUCUGACUAGGUUCUUGGUCGAGGCCGAAUCCACUGGAAUCCCUCUCACGUUGGUGCUGAACAAGUCCGAGCUCGUCGGCAAAGAGACCAUAUCUUCUUGGAAUGAAAGGCUUCACGGCUGGGGUUACAAACCACUAUUUUGUAGUGUUGAUUGCAGAUCUGGAAUAUCUGCUCUUGAAGACAUCUUAAAGGGACAAACAACUGUGAUUGUUGGUCCAAGUGGCGUUGGGAAGUCCAGUCUUAUUAAUUCCUUGAGAAGCAGUCAGAGCAUUUCUAAUGAGGAAGAAAUAAAUAAUCUGCUUGAGCAUGAUGAAAGCAGCAAGUGGUUUGGAGAGCAGCGAGUUGGCACUGUCUCUAAAAGAAGUGGCAGAGGAAAGCACACAACCCGACAUGUUUCUUUACUUCCGCUAUCUGCUGGAGGUUUUCUUGCUGAUACUCCUGGUUUUAACCAGCCUAGCCUGCUGAAAGUAACAAAGAGAACUCUUGCAGAGACAUUUCCAGAGAUCAGGCAGAUGCUCCAAGCUAGUGAACCUGAAAAAUGCUCAUUUAAUGACUGCUUACACCUUGGUGAACCUGGAUGUGUUGUAACGGGAGACUGGGAAAGAUAUCCAUACUAUUUGCAAUUGCUUGAUGAGAUCAAAAUCAGGGAGGAGUUUCAGUUACGGACAUUUGGAACAAAGAGAGAAGGUGAUGUGAGGUACAAGGUGGGUGACUUGGGCACUAAACAAGCAGAGCCGCGACUUGAACUUAAAAAACACAGAAGGGUAUCACGGAAGCGUCUGAAUCAGUCGAUCCUGGAUGAACUUAAUGAACUUGAUGAUCUUGAUGAGGGCUCCUGGACAGAUAUUGAAGAAGGUGCUAGGUGAAGCUGGCUUAAGGAUGAUCUCUACCUGACAACCAACAUCACACCUACUGCAAUGAAGAAAUCAUAAUGACACUGUGAAUACUCGAGUUUAUGCACCUGCUCUUCUGUAAAUUUUCUUUUGUACAGCAUACAAUUAGACGAAUGUCAGUAACUUGUCUUCUCAGCAUAAAGGAAAAUUUGCAUUUUGGCAGAAAUUAGCUUA
Messenger RNA from Phoenix dactylifera (date palm), 1788 nucleotides. Its product is annotated as Minichromosome maintenance (MCM2/3/5) family protein. NCBI's taxonomy places the organism in Eukaryota, Viridiplantae, Streptophyta, Magnoliopsida, Arecales, Arecaceae. The record is from RefSeq and is a predicted model, not a curated record. Gene Ontology annotation, molecular function: GTP binding; GTPase activity.